UUCCAGAGGGGCACGGACGCCUGGGAGCCGGGCGGGCGGAGGGAGGCCCGGGGCGGGGCGCCUCCUGGGUCUUCGCACAGGCCUGGCGGCCCCUUCGACCCCAUCUGAGCACCCUAAUCGUUGUCUCUGGAUACCGGCGCCCUUCCCUCCGCCUGGGUGCAGCGUGGACCAGACCUGUGACCUGUCCCUGCCUUCCUAGAGGAGCCUCCUCGGGAACUUCCGUCCACCUGUCUCACAGAGGGGCCGUCCCCACCAGUCAGCCAGCCCCAGGAUGGGGGAGUUCAACGAGAAGACGACAUGCGGCACCGUGUGCCUGAAGUACCUGCUCUUCAUCUUCAACUGCUGCUUCUGGCUGGCUGGUCUGGCUGUCAUGGCGGUGGGCAUCUGGACGGUGGCCCUCAAGAGUGACUACAUCAGCUUGCUGGCCUCAGGUACCUACCUGGCCACAGCCUACAUCCUGGUGGUGGCUGGCGUUGUCGUCAUGGUGACCGGUGUCCUGGGCUGCUGCGCCACCUUCAAGGAACGGCGGAACCUGCUGCGCCUGUAUUUCAUCCUGCUCCUCCUCAUCUUUCUGCUGGAGAUCAUCGCUGGGAUCCUGGCCUACAUCUACUACCAGCAGCUGAACACAGAGCUCAAGGAGCACCUGAAGGACACCAUGACCAAGCGGUACCACCAGCCAGGACACGAGGGUGUGACCAGUGCCGUGGACAAGCUGCAACAGGAGUUCCGCUGCUGUGGCAGCAACAACUCCCACGACUGGAGGGACAGCGAGUGGGUCCGCUCAGGCCAGGCGGGUGGCCGAGUGGUUCCCGACAGCUGCUGCAAGACGGUGGUGACCGGCUGUGGGCGGCGGGACCACGCCUCCAACAUCUACAAGGUGGAGGGCGGCUGCAUCACCAAGCUGGAGACCUUCAUCCAGGAGCACCUGAGAGUCAUCGGGGCAGUGGGCAUCGGCAUCGCCUGCGUGCAGCUCUUCGGCAUGGUCUUCACCUGCUGCCUGUACAAGAGCCUGAAGCUGGAGCACUACUGAGCCCCGGGCACCGCCCCGAGAGCCACCGCUUUGCCGCCUCACUACUGAGCUGAUACCACUACUGACGGCCCCCAGGCCAGAGUCCCAGGACAGGACGCUGCUCCAGACCGCCCCCCCCAACUCUGCCAGGGAGGUGGUGUCCUCAUGUGCGCACCCCCAUGCCGCCACCCUGACCUCUGGGGACGCCCACCCUCAGAGGGAGCUUCAAGUGCCUUUCUUUCCGGCCAGCAGACUGAGGUGGGGGCCCUGCGGUGGGGGGGGGGCGCGGGGGGGGCAGGAAGAGACUGGGUUCUGACCCUACGUCCCUCUCUGCUCCUCCUGUGGGGUGGGGCCCUGGGGCGUCUCGGCCAGAGGGGCUGGUUGGAGGUGAACUGGGCAGAAAGGGGCUGGCCCCCCCAGGGUGCUCCCAGACCCCUGGACACACCUCCACGUGGUGGUCAGGGCAUUCCUGGGUGGGGACAGCUGCGGGCGAGGAGUCCCAGAUGCACCUGCCACAGGUCCCCCCACCCCACCCUGGAAAGGCAAACAGUAGGGGUCUGUCCCGCCGUCCUGUGCCCCUGCCCUCCCCAGUCAGGCCUCUGCUGCCCCUGAGCCCCAGCUUGGAUUCCCCACCACUCUCCCCACUGAAAGGCCACAAGUUCACGGCUACCUCCCCUUGGAGAAGCGGGGGUUGUGGUUUCACUCGCUGCUGUAUCACAAAUGCCCAGAACCGCUCCUGCCACGUGACAGGCGCUCAAUAAACGUUUGUGGAACGAG
Molecule: messenger RNA, 1786 nt
Organism: Suricata suricatta (meerkat)
Lineage: Eukaryota; Metazoa; Chordata; Mammalia; Carnivora; Herpestidae
Gene: CD151
Product: CD151 molecule (Raph blood group)
Exons: 9
Coding region: 272-1030 (252 amino acids)
Cellular component (GO): membrane
Source: RefSeq, a predicted model, not a curated record